AUGUCGUUAUACUGGCCUGAUCAUAAAUUUGAAAAUUCAUUAUUUCGCACUAAUCGAUUUCCACCUCUUGAUUUUCAUGAAAGUGAAAAAGAAUAUAUUGUGAACGCCGAAUUACCGGGUAUCACCAAAGAACAAGUCAAUGUUGAUGUUCGUGAAGACACACUUGUUAUUUCUGGCGAAACCAAAAAAGAUGAAAAAUAUGAAAAAGGAAAUACACACAUUCAAGAACGUCGUUAUGGAAGUUUCACUCGUGCUAUCACCCUUCCUUGUAACGUUAAAGUUACUGAUAUAUCUGCUAAAUUUGAAAAUGGUAUUCUUGAAGUGAAACUUCCAAAGGAUGAAAGUGAGAAGCCAUCUGGAAGAAAAAUUGAAAUUCAAUAA
Messenger RNA from Dentiscutata heterogama, 381 nucleotides. The record is from the annotation of a GenBank genome assembly. Lineage: Eukaryota; Fungi; Glomeromycota; Glomeromycetes; Diversisporales; Gigasporaceae.